Molecule: messenger RNA, 1878 nt
Organism: Daphnia magna
Lineage: Eukaryota; Metazoa; Arthropoda; Branchiopoda; Diplostraca; Daphniidae
Exons: 4
Coding region: 423-1106 (227 amino acids)
Source: RefSeq, a predicted model, not a curated record
UAAAGAAGGCGGAGUUAGUUUUCAUGCAAACGCAAAUAAAUAUAAGCAGACGAAGUGCUAUUUUUGUGUUGAUGUUGAGCGUCAUCAAAAUGGAUAACUACGAUUUUUACGUGUACCAGUGGAAACGAAAUGUGUUGUUGGAUUCACAGCUCUUUUAUUUGCGUGUCAACCAAAGAGAAUCCAGUGAAAAAGAGAAAACCACCUCUCGCAAGAAAACCACUUGGUAACAUAAGGAAUUAUGUGGACAUUUCCCUUCUCAAAUUACACGUGCUGUUACAAAAGUAAAAGCUAAUGCUAUUACUAAGACUACAGUUUGCACAACACAAGCACAAGAUACUCCUACAGAAGGUCCUGUUACAGUUUAUGAAGACAUAAAUAAUGAAGUCAUUGAGGUUGCAGCUGUGUGUAAUGUCACAGGUAAUAUGUCAGUUCUAGAGGCUGUCAAGGAAAAUGAAAACUCAACAUUUUCACCUGAUGACAUUCGAAAUAUCAAGCUACCCUCAACAACUUGGAGAAUUGGAUCCCUAGAAGACGGAUUGCUUAAUUUCUUUAACAUUGAAGAAAAAAAACAAAGUGUUGCCAUUCAAAAAUUGCUUUCAGUUGAUUUCAAUAGACGCAGUUACACCAAAACAAUCAUAAAUCGAGAGCUUACAGAUAUUGAAGAGCACCAACACGAGACCAACACUUUUACAUCACUAGCACAAAUUGAAGAAGUUUUGUUAAAUCUUCACAAUGCAAGAAUAUGUCCUGGCAUCGUCCACGAUCCUUUAAAAUACCCAACUACAGAAAACUUGGUUCGAAAUGGUCAGCUGCUGCAUGGAAUUUGGAGAUCGAAUAAAUGCAGCCUCCUAAUUUCUGAAUGUGGCAAGAUGACGCACUGCAAAUUCUGCAAGAUGUUGAAGAAAGCUUUACAAAUGCAGUUUAACAGACACAAGAAAAUUAAACUGCACACCAAAAUCAACCACACAUUUUUGAGCAUGAAACAACUAUCCCGAAAAAUCGUUGCAAAGGCCAAACGUGAAGCCCAACUUAAGUUUCAAUUAAAGAAGAAAAAAGAAGAAAAUAUGAAACUGAAAGCUGAGCUAAAAGACAUGCGCUUGAAUUAGCAAAAGUUAAAUAUGAACAGAUAGACAUAGACAAAUUAAGCGACAAGGUAAUAUUUUUAAUGUUUGUUCCCUUACAAUUAAUUAUGAAAUGAUAUUCGACCUGUGUGACUACUGACUAGUAAAAAGCCCAUUUUUGAUUGACACCUCUUUAUUCCAUUGCGCACGUUAUUUACAUUGUGACUCUUACCUUAUUGUCAUAAAACUUGAGGUUUACUUAUCGAUGAUGUAACCACAUUUUUUGAUGACAUUUUGGCUGAAUCCGAUUGAUUUGACGAUUGUAAUAUGGCUUUAAUGCAGCACCGUUUUUUUUUAAUUCGCAGGUCGUCGUUGAGGGUUUGUAUACAGCAAGCCGAGGCUGUAUAUACUGAGGCAAACAACAUAAAACCUAAAUGAUUACUAGCCUACCAUUUUACGUAAUUUUAUGUGCCACUGCUCAUUUCCCUAUAUGAAGAUGAUAAUUUUUUACUGAAAGGUAGUUAAUAAGGUGCUUGUAUAAUUUCAUUUAGCCUGAAAUUAAUCCCGGGUCUCAUUAACAGUUACAACAAUUAAACGCAGAAAAUACAACAAAGCAUCGGGCCGUAUUUUUACUGUAGUCCCUAAUUGUAUUUCUCCGUUUAGGUUUUAUCAGCUAUACAUUCAGCCAUUGAAUUUUGAAACUGAAAGCCGGUCGGAAAAAUCCAUUGCGAAGGUUGUUUAUAUUAACUAAGCCUGAUGUGUUAUCAACGUCAUCUUGCGUCAAAACGGGGAAAAAAAUAAACAAACGAAUACCAAA